GAUUACUUUAGGUGUGUGGGUGGAGCCUUAGUCCAGACAAAUAGCCUUCACUACCAGCAGUCAGAUGAGUAGAAGUCCACCUGUUUUAACAGAUAUGGAGAGCUCAUUUAUGUUCUUACUGGUAGUUACUUUAUCCUGUCCUGUUCAAACAUACAAGAUCUGCAGAUCCACAGAGUUCAGCUGUGGAGAUGAACGAAGAACAUGUGUGCCUAUGAUAUGGAGGUGUGAUGGUGACAGUGACUGUCUGAAUGGUGCGGAUGAGGAAGGCUGUGACAAGAUCUGCAGAUCCACAGAGUUCAGCUGUGGAGAUGAACGAAGAACAUGUGUGCCUAUGAUAUGGAGGUGUGAUGGUGACAGUGACUGUCUGAAUGGUGCGGAUGAGGAAGGCUGUGAGGAAAAGCAGUGGCAAUCACAAGCCAGAACCAAACGGCACAAAGUGAAGAUGAAUAAGGGCAGCAUGCAGAUGACACCCGCUGCAAGUGCUUAAGAGACUGAGACGUGGAAAGACCCUCUAAGCAACAUUAUAUGAAGCUUACUGGAUAGAAACACAAAAACUUCAAUUAGAAGGUGGAGCCACACAAUCUCGGAGAUGUAGUGUAGAUCUCACUAACCACUGAAUGCAAGAAUUAAUUCAUCAGUUAACAUAUAUAGUGUGUUACUGUAAGGCAUUUCUGCAUAGAGUAAUGCUAAUCUGAAUUAAAAUCUGGUUCCAAAUUGAUCAUUAUAAAUUAGCUUAUUAUCUGUCAAUAAAACAUUUGUUCCAAAGAUGGUCACAGUAUACACAGAGCAGAACCCUGCACACUGACUAUACUCGAGAUACACUAGACACCCAUUCUUAUCUAAGGGUAGAGUCUCACUCACAUCAAAAUGUUAAAGUCCCAAUGCAUGGCUGUUGAGGGUGGAUGUUAAAUAGAAGGGAGUGUGCAGGGUUUCUUGUUGAACACAAGGUGGUGCUGUUAGCGUUAGUCUAAACUAAACCUACACCAAACUACUCUGACAAUGUUUCAGUGUCUGGUGACAUGCACAUAUUUUAACAUAGCUUCAGCUAAUCCUUCCCUCAUUGAUUGUAUGGGUUGUGUUUCCUUAUGUUGCUAACAUAGAAAUGCUCUUUUAUCACAUCAGUAUUGUAUCAGUAAUUGAUAUUUCUCCUAAUUUUUUAAUAAAUGUACUGCAAGCUCCAUCUUCUUUGCCUAUAAACACAAUGAACAGCUCUUAAUGAUAUUAUCUUUUUAUUUUGACACAGCAUAAUCUCCCAUAAUAAACUCUGAUAUAAUUACAUGA
Carassius auratus (goldfish) is the source of this 1281-nucleotide messenger RNA. RefSeq names its product low-density lipoprotein receptor-like. Gene Ontology annotation, cellular component: signaling receptor complex; plasma membrane. Lineage: Eukaryota; Metazoa; Chordata; Actinopteri; Cypriniformes; Cyprinidae. The coding region runs from base 65 to 487 and encodes 140 amino acids. Gene Ontology annotation, molecular function: low-density lipoprotein particle receptor activity; protein binding. The transcript has 5 exons. The record is from RefSeq and is a predicted model, not a curated record.